Colossoma macropomum (tambaqui) is the source of this 4026-nucleotide messenger RNA. RefSeq names its product coiled-coil domain containing 6a (gene ccdc6a). The transcript is spliced from 9 exons. Lineage: Eukaryota; Metazoa; Chordata; Actinopteri; Characiformes; Serrasalmidae. The record is from RefSeq and is a predicted model, not a curated record. Bases 97 to 1503 code for a protein of 468 amino acids.
UCGCGCUGGUCGUGUUUUCUCGCACUCACAGACACACUCGGAGACACGCUCUCGGAUCGCGCACCCCUCGCGUCCUCCUUGCCCGGCGGCGCGGCCAUGGCAGACAGCGCCAGCGAGAGCGACACGGACGGCGCGGGCUGCAGCGCCUCAGUCCCGCCGCUCUCCUCAUCGUCCUCUUCGGCCGCCUCAGCGCCCGGUGGCGGCGGCGGCGGUAGCAGCGGCGGCAAGCAGGGCGUCGUCAUCUCGCAGUCUCGGCUGGAGGAGCUGACGAACCGCCUGGCCUCGCUGCAGCAGGAGAACAAAGUGCUGAAGAUCGAGCUGGAGACGUUCAAGCUGAAGUGCAAGUCCCUGCAGGAGGAGAACCGGGACCUGCGCAAAGCCAGCGUUACCAUCCAAGCGAGGGCAGAACAAGAAGAGGAGUUCAUCUCAAACACCUUGUUUAAGAAGAUCCAGGCUCUGCAGAAGGAGAAAGAGACGCUUGCCGUGAACUAUGAAAAGGAGGAGGAGUUCCUCACUAACGACCUGUCCCGGAAACUCAUGCAGCUCCAGCAUGAGAAGGCUGAGCUGGAACAGCACUUGGAGCAGGAGCAGGAGUUUCAGGUUAACAAACUGAUGAAGAAGAUCAAGAAGCUGGAGAACGACACCAUCUCCAAGCAGCUCACCCUAGAACAACUGCGUCGUGAGAAGAUAGACUUGGAGAACACUCUAGAACAGGAGCAGGAGGCGCUGGUUAACCGGCUCUGGAAGCGUAUGGACAAGCUGGAGGCUGAGAAAAGGAUCCUGCAGGAGAAGCUUGACCAGCCUGUGUCGGCCCCACCUUCUCCAAGGGAGGUUUCCAUGGAGAUCGACUCUCCUGAGAACAUGAUGCGGCACAUUCGCUUCCUGAAGAGCGAGGUGGAGAGGCUCAAACGCAGCCUGCGCACAACCGAGCUACAGCACACAGAGAAGAGGGCUCAGUACAUUGAGGAGGAGCGGCAGAUGCGUGAGGAAAACAUGCGUCUGCAGAGGAAGCUGCAGAGAGAGAUGGAGAGGAGGGAGGCUCUGUGCAGGCAGCUUAGUGAGAGUGAGAGCAGCCUGGAGAUGGACGAUGAGAGGUAUUUUAAUGAGAUGUCUGCUCAGGGAUUGAGAGCCCGUACCGUGUCCAGUCCCAUACCCUACACCCCCUCGCCCUCCUCCAGCCGCCCUAUAUCCCCAGGUUUGUCGUACGCCAGUCACACGGUGGGCUUCACACCACCAGCCACACUCAGCCGGGCCCCCCUUCCCCACUACACCCCUCCAGGACUGCACAUCCACCCAGGACCCUCCCACGGAGUUCAGAGGCCGUCCCCCAGGAGAAGCAACAGCCCGGACAAGUUCAAGCGCCCCACGCCCCCACCUUCCCCAAACACACACUCCGGGGCGCAGCAACACCCUCCUCCUCCGCCCCCUCCUCCAGCACAGCCAGGGGUCCAGUCCGGUCCCUCCCACUCGGCCAUGUCCCAGCAUCCCCCUGUCCAGCCUUAAUGCAUGCGCCGCGCACCAUCACACGCUAGGCUAGGCUACAAACCACCAAGAAACCAGGCCAUCCUCCACUGGGCCACUGCUAAAGCGGGCAAGAAUGGGGCGGCUUUGGACGGACUGGACGAGAGAAAAGUGGACUGUGAGGUUUUAGCAACAGAGAGCUGAGUCGAACGGUGGCCACGUCUUGAUUUGGGCUCAAACUCAGCGGUCAUGUCACGUGUUUUGCUUUAGAAUGGAAGAGAUGCUUAUGAAAAGCAUAGAGAUGAUUUUGGGUUUUUUUUUUGUUUUGUUUUGUUUUGUUUUUUUUUGUGUUUGGUUUUUUAGGUUCGCUGUCUGGCGCUUCCCAGCCCUGAUCCCUCUGGCUAGCACUGUGGCUAGCUCACAGCUAAACUGGGCAUAACAAAACACCUGAGACUGUAUCCUGCAAUAUACUGCUUUUAGAUUCUAGGAUUCAAAACGAUCAAAUACGUAAGUGGAGAAAAUCAAACUACGUGUAGAUACGAUGGCGAACAGCUCAGCCGGAGGGAAAGCUCCAGAAGGAGUGAAGGGGAAUGGGAAGUGCUCUGGAUAGCUCAGCUGACAUGGGAGAGCUAAACGCAGGUUGGUUUGUUUGUUCGUUUGUUUUUUAGGUUGGUUUAAAUCCCAUGUAAGGCUGUUAAGCACAGUGUGUAGAGAAGGCAAAGGCAGGACAGUCAUGGAAACUUCGACAGCACUUGUUGCCACUUUUGCAUGUGUGUAUAAAGCUGAAAGAGUGCAGUGUGAGUGUGCGUGAAUUGGUGUUGGUGGAAGUUGCUCUUUUACACUGAUCUGAGGCCACUUUUGCAGUUUUUCAAACUGUUAAGAGGUUUCAGCCAACUCUAAACAUGGCUUUCAGUUCUUAGCAAACAAUAUGGCCUGGCCAGACGGAGCUGCGGCCAUGGAACCGCCCACUCGAGAACACAUUAGGGCUGCACGAUAUGGACAGAAUACUAGCACUGCGAUGAUGUUGCUGUUGAACUAUACCUUGCAAUGUAUUAAAGGGCCUUUAUUAUAUUACCUUCUUUAAAAUAAGAGAUAUGGCAUGAAAUUGAGUUUUAAAGCAAAUCAAACACUCCCCAAACCAUACAGGCCACGUAUAACAACCAGCCCAUUUUGAAUUGUGAUGUCACAAACAAACAUCCAUUUAGCCCCGCCCAGUCACGUCAACGUCAUAAGAAGUGUUACACCGUGAAUUAUAUUUUGAAUUAGGUGCAAUACAGGAUAGCCUACCAGAACAGAGUUAAUUUACAUAUGUCAGUCUUAAAGGCACAGUAGCAAAAAUAGCCUUUUUAAUACUAAGGAAUGAAGAGAGGUUUAAAAUGGUCAAGUAAAAAAGUUUUUUCUUUUGGUACAUAAAAUAAUACAAAGGCUUUAAGGAGAAAAAAAAUACAAUAACAACUUAGGAUAUGGGCCCUUUUUUAAAGUGUACAGGUGAAUCAGUAAUGCGACAUUAAAUAUUUGGAUUGCACGAAUACCUUAAUUCAUCAAAAUACCUACAGAAACACUAAUGUGGUCAUUUGCGUAUUACAUCCUUCUGUGAUAUCAGUAUUGCCAGAGCCAGUGUUGCAAUACUAAUUAACAAAGAACAUAUUAUGCAGCCCUAAUUCAGACACGUCCUUUCCUUCUUGUAAGCUGCAGCAAAGUAAGAAGGUAGGAGUAACCUCCUCCUUUCUGUCUGUGGGAUAUUUCCCUGUGUUAGCUAUUGGACAGUCUUUAUUUUAAGCCCAAAGUGAGGAUGGUCCAGUAGUAUUGUCUUGCACCUCUUCUUGAGGCUAAUUUUCGUAUUUGAACAGGCUUGAUUUGGCGCUUGAAGGAAUACUCCAUUGUUUUCAGCCUGAUAUCUCUGCAUCUGUAGCAUAGUUUGAUUACCAUGGAUAGAAAUGUCUGCACUUAACUCAAAACAUACUCAUAUUGGCUUUAUUAUUAUUAUUAUCAUUAUUAUUAUUAUUAUUUAAAGUUCUUUUACUAAGUGCCAGGAAACCUCCAAGGUAAGCUACUGAUGCAGCAGAUGGAGAUCAGGUUGGGGUACUCCUUUAAAUUGCCCAGCUUCAGAAUCCCGCUUUGUUAAAUCAACUGAUUACCAAAUCUGUAGAGGUUGUAAUUUGGAUAUUACGACAAAACCAAAACACUAAAUGUGCAGUGGUUCCCUUUGGAACAACAUAAUUGGGAAACAGUGACUUUAGGCCUCCGCAUAUAGUUGUCAAAGUUCCUCAGAAGUCUUGGGAUCCUGAUCUCCGCAUCGUGGUUCCCAGAUCUUCACAGAAGUCUUGAAAAGUCAAAAUUGGUCUCAGAUCAGCAGGCAUGGGCCGCUCCUCCACAUCUCCUCUCUAUCCACCCCGCCAUAAGGCUCUGGAGCAGAACAGAGGGAAGGAUGAGGAAGACGAAGUAAGUGCCCUCAACUUAACUGUCACUGUCAUAAACAAAAUGUACCAACAGCAACAGGUGAGAUACAAGGUACUGUUGAACAAAUUAACCUUGAUACGAUUAAAAGCUUGUACAAAAAUGUGA